GUUUGGUGGUUGAGUAAUUGGGUGGGUGCUGGACGUGUGGGUUCGUGUAAGCAUUUGGACUGGCUUUCGUCAAUGGACCUUUCAGGCAACAUUCAGUUCCACACUUUUCAUCAAAAGUUUACAAUGAUGUCAAAUUUUCUCAUUUAGGUAGCACUUCUUCCGGAAAAACAACAUUGCUUAACCUUUUGCUUGGGGAACCACUGCUUCCCACAGGUCACAAUGCUACGACCUCCAUGCUUUGUGAAGUGAGAUACGGCGAAAGAAAACAGGCUAUUGCUCAUUACGGAGAAGGCGAUGACAAAAGAACUAAAAAAUUGCUUGACUUAACUACCGCAGAACACCAAGAAAAUCUUCGUAGAAUUGUUACCUCUACAAGAAUCAACAGAGAUCAACUGCAAGCAACAUCAGCUGAGAAAGAGGACAUUUCUGAGAGCGAUGAUAGCAAUGGUAGAUGCGUACGAUUAGAAAUCUUGUGCCCGCUGGAGUUUCUAAAAAACAUUACACUGAUUGAUAGUCCAGGAACGACAGAAGACGAUUCAGAAAAUAGCGAUGCUAGAGAGAUGACAGAGAAGGCCCAAAGAGAUGUCGCUUGUGGCUCUAUUUUCGUGUUGGACGGCAGUCGAUCUGCACAAGAAGCAGCGCAAGUGAGGCUAACUUAAUGUACAUAGAAAAUGUGUUU
Molecule: messenger RNA, 679 nt
Organism: Corticium candelabrum
Lineage: Eukaryota; Metazoa; Porifera; Homoscleromorpha; Homosclerophorida; Plakinidae
Exons: 2
Coding region: 234-659 (141 amino acids)
Source: RefSeq, a predicted model, not a curated record